UACGUCAGGGGAAGUGUAUUUCUCGUUUUCUAUUUUAAUUCCGUAGAUUUCUAAAUACUUUACUCAACAUAACCAAUAGUAUCACAUACAAUAAUAAAACAAAUAUUACUUCACAAAACGAUCUUCACAAGACAAUAAUCAAGUGCGCUUGAAACGAAAUUUCCGACAAUAAUAUUGAACAUGUAAAAAUGUAGUGUUAAUUCUUAUUUGAGUUUGGAUUAGCUCUUCAAACAUAUACGUACAGGAAUACCUAAACAAUAUUCCCAUAGUGCAUGAUUCACAAGGUUAGAGGUUACGGUGCGAUGUAUAAUUGAUUAAUUCAUUUGUGAAAUUAACGUAGGUCUGUAGGGAAUUUAUCCCGUUAAUUAAUCCAAUAAUAAGUCAAUGCAAUGAUCGAGAGUGUCUCUCGUCGAGCGUUUAGCAGUUCCAGCGGUACAUACAAUGUACGCGCAUCGGAACUGGCUCGCGAAAGGAAGCUUAACAUCUUCAAUGUCACGAUCGUGUUUUUGGACGAAACCCAGCACUCGUUUCAGAUCGAGAAAAAAGCUAAAGGAAGUGGCCUCUUAGAACUUGUGUUUCAACACCUAGAGUUGAUUGAGAAAGAUUAUUUUGGAUUGCAAUUCACAGAAAAUGGUUCUCCUCCAAAUUCUACUAACACUGAGAUUACGCGUUGGCUUGACAGUGGGAAAUCAGUUAAGAAGCAAGUUGGCGUUAACGCACAAUUCUGGUUAGCAGUGCGUUUCUAUCCACCCGAACCUUGCCGCCUUGCCGAGGAGUUUACGAGAUACCUUCUAUGUUUGCAACUGAGGAAACUGUUAUUGGAUGGUAGAAUGUCAGCUCCGAAGAAUACGGCUUUGUUACUUGCAUCUUUUACUGUACAAGCUGAAAUAGGAGACUACAACGCAACGGAGCACCAACCGAAUUACCUAUCAGAGUUAUGUUUGAUACCCAAGCAAACGGCUGAAGAUGAGAGACGCAUAAGGGAAUUGCAUAAGCUACAUCGAGGGCAAUCCCCCGCGGACGCGGAGGCGAACUUUCUAGAACAUGCGAAGAGAUUGGAUUGUUAUGGUGUCGAAUCGCAUCCCGCGAAGGACUACCACGGAAAGGACAUAUUCAUUGGCGUCACGUCAAUCGGUAUCGUCGUAUUCCAGAACAGCACCCGAGUGAACACAUUCUCUUGGAGCAAAAUCGUCAAGAUCUCCUUCAAGAAGAAACAGUUCUUUAUACAGCUCAAACGUGAACCUUCGGAAUCCUACGACACGGUGCUUGGUUUCAACAUGCGUUCGGGGCGAGCGGCAAAGGCACUGUGGCGUUGCAGUGUGGAACGGCACGGAUUCUUCCGCCUCAGGGCGCCGCGACGCCGACAUUUGUUGGAGAGCUUCGGUGCUUUUGCCGGGGUCACUGCUCCAACCGUAGCCCGCACUGAGACCCAGGCUCUGGAAGAUGCGAGACGGUCCAGGUCUAGCAACAGGAGUUUUGUGAGGUACUCACGCAGCAGUUCCCGUACAAGAGACAGAUCGGCCGGUGCUUCUCCGGCGUUGUCAUGUGUCACUAACGCAGCCCGCGGAGCUAGAGUCACCGCGCAUGAAGAGCCUCCACCUAGAGCCGCGUGGGGCGACGCCGCGAGAGACAACGAAGACAGCGACGGUGGUUUCCUCGAGCGCGCUCUACGCGUUCCAUUCCCGUACGUAGAUGAAUCGGAAUCGGAAUCUGCGCCGGAACAGGCAGAAGAUGAUACGGAAGGUGUCGAGGGGGCGGUGUACGUCCAUUUGUCCGCCGGACCGGAUGGCAGAUUCGGAUUCAACGUCCGGGGCGGUGGAAACGGCGUUCCGGUUUUGGUUUCGAGGGUCGCACCGAGAACGAGAGUUCAUUUACAAGAGGGUGAUCAGGUAAUAUCGAUAAACGGCAAAGACGUAGACGAAAUGACACACGAGCAAGUUGUACAAAUGAUAAGAAACACGAAAGGAGUUCUAACAUUAUUAGUAAAACCAAACGCUGUAUACGAACCGGAAACCGGUCCUGAAGAGCCAGCAGUAUGCUUCGUACCUCUAGAACCAUUAGAGCAAUUGGAAGGUGACCCCUUAGAACAAUCCAUGCUCCUAUUAGGAGACGGUUUGGCCAGCGGGGCGGCUUUGAAGCAGUACGAGACUUUGUUGAGAAGAUUGUCAGAAGAGUGUUCUUCAGUCGCAAAACUUCCACAGAACAUCAACAAGAAUCGAUAUAGGGAUAUUGCUCCGUAUGAUUCAACGCGGGUUAUAUUGAAAAACAGUCCAACCGGUGAUUACAUCAACGCUUCGUACAUCAACAUGGAUAUACCAAAUUCCGAGUUGGUCCUAACGUACAUUGCUACUCAAGGUCCUCUAGCAUCAACAGUUGGUGACUUCUGGCAAAUGGUAUGGGAAUGCGAGAGCAGUUUAGUUGUGAUGUUGACGGUUUUGGCCGAGAGAGGGCGGGCCAAGUGCCACCAAUAUUGGCCCAAGGUUGGCACCACGCCAUUGAAGGCAACCAACACAUUGACCGUCCUUACGAAUAGUGAGCAGAACUUAGGACAUUAUACACGAAGGGAAAUGAGCUUAAAGGAAAGCAGUAGUGGAGCUACUCGCAACGUGACCCAGUUGCAGUACACCGCGUGGCCGGACCACGGGGUUCCAGAAGAUUCCACCGCCUUCAUCGAAUUCACGCAACUUUGUUCGCAACUUAGAAACCAUCGAGCAGCCAUUCCAACAGUAGUCGAAGAGCUAGUCGCGGAAGAAGAGCGAGUGCUUGAACCGCCGAUGAUAGUCCACUGUUCUGCCGGAGUUGGUCGUACUGGGGCUCUUAUACUAGCUGAGACAGCACUGGAAUUGCUCGCAAGAAGACAGCCUCUAUACCCCCUAGAUUUAGUUCGGAACAUGCGGACUCAAAGGCCUAUGUGUAUACAAAACGCUAGUCAAUACAAGUUCGUAUGCGAAAGUAUCCAGGCGGCGUACUCUCAAGGCAUUAGCACUUUAGAAAAAUCGACGAACUGAUGGCAGGCCCCUCCCCUAGGGGAAGUUUAUACGAAAUUAGCACAUAUUUGUAACAAGGUAACGCUGUGGUUCCUUUGCCAGCCGGUCGGUCAUAGCCUUAUUUCUCUAGAUACACUUUUGAUACAUGAACUAGUCUAAAGAUGUAAUUAUAUUUAUAGUAAAUUAGCACGUGUUUGUACUACA
Pararge aegeria (speckled wood butterfly) is the source of this 3191-nucleotide messenger RNA. RefSeq names its product tyrosine-protein phosphatase non-receptor type 4 (gene Ptpmeg). Gene Ontology annotation, cellular component: cytoskeleton. The transcript has 16 exons. Lineage: Eukaryota; Metazoa; Arthropoda; Insecta; Lepidoptera; Nymphalidae. The record is from RefSeq and is a predicted model, not a curated record. Bases 390 to 3008 code for a protein of 872 amino acids. Gene Ontology annotation, molecular function: protein binding; protein tyrosine phosphatase activity. Gene Ontology annotation, biological process: protein dephosphorylation.